Molecule: messenger RNA, 872 nt
Organism: Arabidopsis thaliana (thale cress)
Lineage: Eukaryota; Viridiplantae; Streptophyta; Magnoliopsida; Brassicales; Brassicaceae
Product: SAUR-like auxin-responsive protein family
Exons: 1
Coding region: 217-660 (147 amino acids)
Biological process (GO): response to auxin
Cellular component (GO): cytoplasm
Source: RefSeq, marked reviewed
GUAGUGUAACAUAGUAUUUGAUUUGUAUACUAAAAUAAAUGUAAAAUUUAUCGGGCUGUUGUACCUGGCAAGUACACCAUAUGUGUACUCUCUCCUCAAUGCUCUCGUCAUAAUCUUUCCAUGUCUUCUUCUCUCUAUAUAUAUUACUUAACUCUUUCUCACUCUCUCUAAUUUUAAAUUUAUCUAUCAUUAGUUUAAACCGCCGGAGAACAAAAAAUGAAGCAUCUCAUCCGCCGCCUCUCUAGAGUCGCCGACUCAUCCUCCGAAUUCUCCAUCCGCCGUUCCACCUCCUCCUUCCGCAACCGUCGCGGUCACCAUCGUCUCCACGCGCCGCCGCCUCCGUGGUCAAUAUGUCCAGCUAGAAGAGUCAACACCGUCCCCGCUGGUCACGUACCUGUCUACGUCGGCGAGGAGAUGGAGAGGUUCGUGGUUAGCGCAGAGCUUAUGAACCACCCGAUCUUCGUUGGUUUGCUAAACCGAUCCGCUCAAGAAUACGGUUACGCUCAGAAAGGAGUUCUUCAUAUCCCUUGCCACGUCAUCGUGUUUGAGCGCGUGGUGGAAACGCUCCGGUUGGGAGGGUUUGAAGGGUCCGGUGAUCUAGAGAAUCUUGUGGCUUCGUUGCUCUCCGGUGAUGAGUUGAUACCUGAAACUACAGAGUAGCUUUUGAAGAAGAAUCCAAAUCGGCGAUUUGAUAUUUUCUCUGUUUUCUCUGUUUUCUUUCAAUUUUCCGUUUUUUUACUUUCUCGAUUUUGUAAAUAUAUAAUUAUAUAUACACCAGUUUUUUUUUUUAACUUCUAUUUUGCUCACGUUAAUCUCUUUUAUAGCCGAUCAAGAAACAUAAUUUACGUAUAAUAAAUCAAAUAAAAUCGAAU